Messenger RNA from Daucus carota subsp. sativus, 1110 nucleotides. RefSeq names its product vesicle-associated membrane protein 722. Gene Ontology annotation, biological process: vesicle-mediated transport. The record is from RefSeq and is a predicted model, not a curated record. Lineage: Eukaryota; Viridiplantae; Streptophyta; Magnoliopsida; Apiales; Apiaceae. Bases 134 to 799 code for a protein of 221 amino acids. The transcript is spliced from 5 exons. Gene Ontology annotation, cellular component: membrane.
UUUCCAUCAACUUUCCUCUUUCAAAUUACUCCCUUUACCUCCAUUAACACGCUUCCCCUUCUCUCUCUCCAUCUCUCUCUCCCCCCUAUCUCUAUACAUACAAACUUUGUGUCUCUACAAGCUAGGGUUUACAAUGGCGCAACAAUCGCUAAUCUACAGCUUCGUCGCACGCGGCACCGUGAUUCUGUCGGAAUACACGGAGUUCACCGGAAACUUCACCAGCAUCGCCUCGCAGUGUCUCCAGAAGCUUCCGUCUACUAAUAACAAGUUUACGUAUAAUUGCGAUGGUCAUACUUUCAAUUAUCUCGUCGAUAACGGCUUCACAUACUGUGUUGUUGCUGUUGAAUCUGCUGGUCGACAAUUGCCUAUUGCUUAUCUUGAACGGAUAAAGGAAGAUUUUACCAAGAGAUAUGGCGGGGGUAAAGCUGCAACAGCUGUUGCAAACAGUCUCAACAAAGAAUUUGGGCCAAAGCAAAAAGAACAGAUGCAGUAUUGUGUGGAUCAUCCGGAGGAGAUCAGUAAGCUUGCAAAGGUGAAGGCCCAAGUUUCAGAGGUCAAAGGAGUAAUGAUGGAGAAUAUUGAGAAGGUUCUUGACCGUGGAGAAAAGAUUGAGCUUCUAGUGGAUAAAACAGAGAAUCUUCGCUCUCAGGCACAAGAUUUUAGGACAGGAGGACAACAGUUGAGGAGGAAGAUGUGGUUGCAGAAUAUGAAGAUAAAGCUGAUAGUUCUUGGGAUUAUUAUUGCGCUGAUUCUUAUCAUAGUUCUCUCAGUUUGUGGUGGCUUCAACUGUUCGAAUUAGUCGGUUCUUAUGUGCUUGGUCCGUUACCCCUUCAGUCAAACAUGGUACAGUGCAUUCCAUUAUCUGGUUGGUAUUUGUUCACCAAUGGUGUUUUGGUUCACAGUUUUUGCUCUUUGUGCUAUAGUCUAAACUACGACGGUUUGUACAAUAAUUUGUAUUUGGAUCUGUUUGCCUGGUUAUAUAGUAGGAGGUUAGCUCUCUUAGUGGUUGCUCCCUGCAUUGCUUCUUUUCUAAUUAUUUGAUUCUUGGGAGACUGAUUACAUUUAUUCUUCGAUUCUAAUGCUUAAUGAUUGAUUAUCAUCUUAAUGAUA